GGGCCUGUCUCCGGCUCUGCCACUCAGAACCUCUUUGGCGGGAGGUUUGAAGACCCGAGCACACUCAGAGGCUCCAGGAGCGGUACUCCGGCUGCACGGUGCGGGCCUGGAGCGGGGUCCCCCUACCGGGUCACCGGGCGCCGUGUGGAGGAGGCCGCGGCCCAGCCCGCAGAAGCGACGCGGCCCUGACCUGCCCCGAAGGCCGCCCGGCGGCGGACAGACUCCAGCCAGGGCGCCGCCCGCAGUUGCCGGCGCCCGAGCCGCCACGAGGGCUCAAGGUCUUUGCUGCACUGUGCGCGGAGAGGGCAGUGGGGAGAGCAGGGUUCCUCCGCACACCCCAACCCUGAGACGCCGAAUCCCCGGGGCCGCGGCCCGCGCAUGCGCACCUUUCUGCCUCCCCGCCAGCGCACGCUCGGUCCAGCCGCGCCGGGUUCAUUCAUGGAGGCCGCGGGAGGCGCUGGAGCCGCCUUCCUGAAGGAUAUUGUGGCCUAUGUUGAAGUAUGGUCUUCCAAAGGGACAGAGAAUUACUCAAAGACAUUUACAAAACAACUCGAGGAUAUGGGAGCAACGGUUUCAAAAACUUUCAACAAGCAAGUGACCCAUGUGAUCUUCAAAGAUGGAUAUCAGAGCACCUGGGACAAAGCCCAGAAGACAGGGGCAAAGCUGGUAUCUGUCCUCUGGGUUGAAAAAUGCAGAAUGGCUGGAGCUCAUGUCGAUGAAUCUUUGUUCCCUGCAGUGAAUACUAAUGAAAACCUACCAAGCCUCGUUAAAAGAAAACACAAGUGUAUGCAGCCCAAGGACUUUAUUCCAAAAACACCAGAAAAUGACAAAAGACUUCAAAAGAAAUUUGAGAAAAUGGCUGAAGAGCUACAAAGGCAAAAGACAGCUCUAGAUGACGGUGUUCCUAUCCUCCUGUUUGAGUCUCCUCGCUCACCUGUAUGCAGUUCCACAGUUCCCGUUAGGAGUCACGAGAGCAUGAUGAAGAAGAGACUGAAAGAGAUGAAGGAGAAGAGGGAAAAUCUAUCCCCUACCUCAUCCCAGAUACUCCAACAGUCUCAACAGAAUCCAAGUAUCACUCUGUGUGAAGCAUCUUUGAAUGUUUCUCAUCAGUCUUUCAGUUCAGAUGAUUCCUUUGCCAGUCAUUCUCACUCAUCUUUUGAUGCUCUCUGUGGAGAUGAGGAAAGGAGCCUGGGAAGUUCUUCCAAUGAGAUGGCCAUGAAGGCAUGCCAUUCCUCACCUGCAUUGAGGACAAGCAGUUUUUAUGGUUUGGCGUCACCCAACUACCUCAGUCAGCCAUGUUCUCAGCAAGCUCUAGCCAGUCUUUCAAAGGAGGGUAUCAGCUGGCAGAAAGAUGCUGCAGGUGCUGUAGCCGAUGUGGAGAGAAAGCAGUCUGCAGGUGUGCCUCAGGGGAUGCCUGAUGAGAAGCACUGUCUGUCUCCUCCAGUGUCUACUGGAAAAAAACGCUUGACAUAUCCAGUACCCAAGACUUCAUCAGCAAAGAAAAAAAGCUCAGUGGACUUGGGUUCAACUCCAAAAGGAAAACUCAAGAAGAGAUGCAAUAGAAAGGCUGACCUUCCGCUACAGCUGUUCAGCUCUGACCAGAGCCUACAGUUCACGCCCGAGCCCAUCCCAGGGACUCUUGAUAUUGGGGCGUCUUCAUAUGAGGACUACUUUUCCCCUGAUAAUCUCAAGGAGAGAGAUUCAGAGAGACUUUCUUCUGAGACUCAGCCACUAGCAAGCUCUCUGUUCCACUGUAGAGGGCUCUCAAAGUGGGAGCGAAAAAACAUACUGGAAAUGUGUGAUUUUACCUGCAUUGGUGAAAAACCGAGAUCCAUCAGCAUUACUGACUUAACUUCAACAAGCACUUCUAGUCUGGAGAAGCCGGACAAGCAAAGAGUGAGCACAGCUUCUAGUUGCAUGCCUUUGGUGGGAGCAUCUGCUAACCACAGUCCAGAGCAUUGCAGGCCGCCCGGCCCUCAGUGGAGGGGAGACACAGGCCCAGUGGGGAGCGCCCACCCCCGUGGCACGCACAGUCCUGCUCAUCGCAUCACACCCUUGAAAGGAGAUAGAACGGAAGCAAGAGAAGCAGAGAGCAAGAGAAGAGGCUCCCCUGAAGAAGGCACCACCCCUCCUGCGUCAGCUUCUCCUGAAAGCGAAGCACAUAGCAGUGAUCUCAGUUCUGGAGCAAGUUGUAAUGUAGAAAAGUCUGAAGAAAAGAACACACCCACAGGAUGUAGUGAAAGUGUUAAAAAUGGACCAAUGAGGCCAGAUACUUCAGACAGCUCAUGUACAAGCCUUGUCAGACCUCAAAAGAGACCAAAGACACAUGGGAAAGAAAUGAAGCCAAUGAGAACAUUAGUCAUGACAAGCAUGCCAUCUGAGAAGCAGGAACUUAUCAUCCAGGUGGUGAACGCACUGAAAGGCUUUUCCUUCUCACCCGAGGUCUGCGAGUCCACCACCCAUGUGCUGGUGGGGAACGUUGUCCGCACCCUCAACGUGUUGAUGGGGAUUGCACGAGGCUGCUGGAUUCUUUCCUACGAAUGGGUACUGUACUCUUUAGAAUGGGGUCACUGGAUUUCUGAGGAGCCUUUUGAACUCUCCGAAACCUUUCCUGCAGCUCUGAUCUGCCGACUUGAACGCCAGUUGUCCACCCAGCAGUACCAAGGAACCCUCUUUGCCAAUCAGCCAAAAAUGUUCAUCGCACCAGCCAGCAGCCCCCCCAGAGCCAAGCUGUGUGAACUGGUACGCCUGUGUGGUGGCCAAGUCAGCCCAGCCCCUGAGCUGGCCAGCCUCAUCAUUGGUCCCUACAGUGGCAAGAAGGAAGAAAGGAUCCAGUACCUGUCAGAGAAAUGGGUCUUAGAUUCCAUCACCCAACACAAGGUGUGUGACUUUAAAAACUACCAGUUGCUACAAUGAUACACCUGUGGCUGCUGCCCUCAACACUCAAGAAAGACAGCUUCGGAGAGGAGGAACCAGCGUACAAUUUAAGGCUUGAUGUCAGAUGUCACAUGUUACCUUCUAUACUGUGGUUUUUAUCUUCAGUAUGUGUGUAUGGGCGUGUCCGCAUGCGUGCGUGCGUGCGUGCGUGCGUGCGGUGCUGGAGAUUGAAUCCAGGGCUUGCUAAGCAAGCGGUUUACCAACUUUUAUCUUAAAAACUCUUUUGUGUAACUUACUCACGACUCAUAUUGUGUUUCAGAGAAGUAUUGGCCUACACCCAUUGGGUUCUUUAUACAGUACUGCUAAUAAUCAUGAUGAAAGUAAAAGGUCACAGAACCUUUGUCUGCAGGACACUUUGCUCCCAGUUAUAGAAUAGAGAUUGAUUUAAAUCGCUUUAGUUCUCAACAGGCUAACUUUCCUGGCUUAGACUCUGAGAUCUUUAUUAGUGUGUUGUAUCUUUAUAGGAGGGACAAUCACGCAUUAUUAAGAUACAUUUAUGUCUCUGAGAUGCCUCUCAGAGAAGUUAAGGGAGACAAUGUGAACGUUUUGUACAAUGACAGCACUUACCUUCUGAGUGGCUACCAUCAUUCCGCCUCAACUGGCUCUCCCAAGGUUCCCUAAGGAAAGCCAGCUACUGGGGCUGAGUUAUGUCAGUGAAGUCCAACCCAGGGCCCGUGUGUCCAACUUGCCUAAGGAUGCCUAUGAUAUGGCUAAUACAAAAUUAUAAACUUACUAAAACUAUUAAUGAGAUUUUUGUGUGUGUUUGGGGUUCUGGGGGGGUUGUUGAGGGGUAACUCAGUUGCACAGUUCUUCUGAGUGAACUUUGUAGAUGCCCUUGUUGCACUGCAGCAUGGAAAGGCUGCACAUCUCAUCAUCAGGUUGGUCACUCUUCAUGGAGUUGACGAAAGGUCUCUCAGACUGUCCCGGAGCUUUCAGACAUCCUGUGUACAUCCCAGUGUUGGGUUGUAGUCAUGCUGCGGAGUGACCUAACAGAGAAGGUACUGAACUCCAGUGGCCUGGAAGGGCUCAUUGUAGCUGUCCGUGCUGUGAUUGGCUGCUCAUGUCAGCUGCUGUUCCAGCUCAGGAAGUCUCAGUUCCACUUCCAGAAUCUUGGCAUUUCAGACAUAAGCAAUUGAAUCGUACAAUAUGACUCUGUGGCAUUAGCCUUCUUCACUGUGUAAUUGAUGCUCUGAUGACCGUUCAUGCCAUGUGUGUCAGUGGAUAAUUCUUGUUCACUGCCAAACAGUAUUCUGUGGCAUGGAUGUUCUGUAGUUCUGUUCCUCGGUCCCUGAAUGAGUGAAGGGGGAAGCCCGAUGUGAAAGGCCUCUAAAAUCUAAAUCAGUUUAUGGUGUCAAGUGCUAGAUGGUCCAGGAGUCCAAGCUCCUUGGAAGGAAUAGAUCAAAUGAGAGUGAGAGAGACCCCAUUUAUCCUCCUCCCCAUCUUCUACAAUCUGGAUCACUCUGUUUUCCCUCACAAAUCCACAUCUUGAAGCUAUCACUCCCAAAGUAAUAGUGUUAGAAGGUAGAGUUUUGGAGAAACGAUCAGCUCAUGAUGUCCUGAAGAACAGAUUGGACUAAAAAGAGACUCAGGAGAUGAAGACACCAUCCAAGAACCAGGAAGCUGGCAGGCCUCAGCAGGCCUGAAUCUGCUGGUGCCUUGAUCUUGGGCUUGUAGUAUCUUCAUAACAAACAGUGUAGACAAGGACUCAUCUCUGAGGACAGUUCCACCAUAUGAAAGGACUCUGCUAUAACAUGUGGAUGCUGCCAGACUGAGAUCAUGGAAUAGACUAGAAUAUGUUAGUAGGACUGGAUUCUAGCCUUUAUUCAGUGUUGGAAUUCCUGGGGAAAACUGAUUUACCUUCCCUGCUCCCAAGAUUCUUGGUGUUAAAGGAGGGCAUUGCCAACCACUUAUCUCAUUGGGUGUGCAAAAAUAGAAACUAGGAUUGUCUUUCAGUGUAGCAGAAACUCAGGAGCUGGUUUAUAUUGACCAGUUAGGGGACACGAAAUGAGGAGAGACUAGGAAGAUAGUUGAGAGGACGUCUCUGCCAAUGGACUAGUGCUACUGGGGAAAUAAGGACUUAGCACAACCCAGAAGACUAAAUCAAUAUUCCAUUUACUCCCCAUGAAAACAACAAUCUUGUUUAGUCUGGGGACCUUCCUACCCAAUGUCAGCAGUAAUACCAGACAUACAGGUCUUUUCCCUCCUCACAUAGACCACACCAGGAUCCAGAGGAACGACUUGUUUAAUCCUAGGCAACUCAUGCACUGUGGACUUUGGAGCCUCCCAGUUCUGCUGGUCAUUGGGAAGGAGCCAGCACCCAUUCUGCACCACACCCAGGCCAUGACAGGGACAUAGCAUCCUCCCGAGGACCAAAGGAAACCAAGGAUAUUUGCUGCACAAUUAGAAUGAGAGUCAAAGAAAGAAGAAAGGGAAGCAUGUGUAAAUCUUUGAUUCUUAUUCCCAGGCCCCUAUUAUCUUCAGCCAAGUGAUGAUUACAUGGACUACCAGCUAAUCCAGGAGAGUGUCUUUAUUUCAAAGUCAUCUGGGUAUCCCACUUUCCCAUGAGCCUCUCUGCGAGUGAGGUACCACACUUGCAGGUUUCAGGAUCAGGCCAUGGGUGUCUUGACCAGUCCUUGAUCCUGCCACCCACACUGCUCCUAGCCUCCCCACAUGAAAUCAGAGGCUUACUAAACAGCCAUUUUCUGGGGCCACAGCCUGGGACUUCUAACAAGUCUCCAUCUAACUAAUCACCAUUGUACCUGCCCUGAUGUCUGACAGCCCAGGGGACAAGGCCAGGAGACACAGCCUCAUGGGACAGGGAGCCAGGGCUCUGAGGUCUGUGUUAUUCUGAGUUUCAUCCACCCACAAACAACUCAUGGGUGUUCCCAGUGCAGAUUAGAAAAUGCUAAACAGCUCUGCAUCCAAACAACAGAGACAGUCAAUAAUCUGAUCAAUUACUGUGUGCUCAGCAAUUAUUUGGUUUAAUUAAUGUUAGGCUACAAAGUCUAUUUUAGAGCUAUCUGUGGUUACAAUGUGUUCUCUGCUCUCAUUGUUGCUUUUUCUACUAACUUAAAGCUGUGAAGGUUUUGCAGUGUGCCAAGAAGACAGUAUCUAGUUUUCUUUCUUUAGUAUUUUAACUGUUAACUGAAAGACAGUAAUUAAAAUUAUUGACCUGAAACUAAACAAGAGUACACACAUAUUCUACAGGCUAAACUAAUAUUUUAUUUGGUACGAGUUCCCAGCUUAGGCGUUCCUAUUUUCCCAAAGCCUUAAGACCUUCCAGGGGCAAAGCUCCACCUAGAAUUCUAAGAUACUGGCAGCUGCUGUGGCUUUAUUAAUCUGGUUUCAAUUUUUUAAACAUUUGGAUUCACGGCUUAUCUAUGGGAACAAAUGAUUGUUCUAUCUUGAAAAGUCCAGAGGGAAGAUUUACUGAGAAAGUUAACUUCAUAUCCUCUUCUGUGGGCCAGCCAGUGCGAUCCCAGCCAAAGCUAAGGAGAGAGGGAUGGCAGGGAGGAACUCCCUUGUGGGCUGGGCCAGAACCCACAGGGGAAAGGCAAGGGCUCCACCAGUCAGCUGACUGGGCCAAGGAGAGCUAGAGAAGAGGAGGCUGCCAGACCUCAGCGAUCAACAGCAAGAGCACCCCUAUCAGCCAAAUGGGGCACUCAGCCAGCGGUGUGAAACCCAAUCGUUAAAUUAUUGGGAUCCAGUUAGGGGAGGAAAGAGGACUCUCUGUCCUGAGAGUGUGAAGUUGCGGGUGACAGGGGCAGGGCAAGGGUUCUGACUCAGGAGACCACAAACCUCAUUCCAAAAACAGAACGAGGAUGCUGUGUGAGACAGGGCCAGUAGCACAGAAGGAGGUGGAAGGCCCAAGACAGAUCCCUCAGAGUGAUGAAAAGCUGUCACCUCAGCUUGCGGCCACAGAACUCAGAAGGGCCUGUACAGCAGCCUUCCGCCAUGAUCAGAUCUUACAGAAGAAUUUGAAUAUUUUGAAUGCUAUCAUUUUUCAUGAGAAAUUCCACCACAGCCCCCAUUAAGGACUUACUGCACUCAGGGCCCACCAUACAAUAUCGUUUGAACCCAAAUUUGAUCUUAACUCUUAACUAUUUGAUCUUAACUCUUAACUAUUUGAUCUUAACUAUUCUCAUGGCCCAGGUGUCCUUAACAUUAAUGUUCUUCUGGGUAUCUAAGGUUGGUUCACAACAAACAGAAACAGGAACAUACUAGGACAUUUACUGAGUAUUUAUUCUGUAUAACUUACUGUGCCAAGCUGCAAAGGUCAGAAUAACUAGGGCGGCACUACCCUCAGAGAGUUGAUGGCCUCUUGCUGCAGCACUGCCCAUGGGGCAAUGGCCUUGAAGGGGCUGAGUGCAUCUGAAAUCCUGUGUAGCAAGUUCAGUGAAGGCACAAGUUAGUUCUAUAGGAAAGGGGUGGGUUUAGAAAAUGCUUCAGCAGAGGAGGGCAUAGGCUUGUUUUGAAAAGAAGCACAGGAAUGCAGAGAGACCAGGGAGGAACUGGGCACCAGGAGUGGGCAGACGGUGGGGCCUCAGCUCAGAGAAGUGAGGAGGCAGUGCGCUUGCUUCUGUGUCAGUGAGGCAAUGUUCACGGUAUGUAAUGACCCAUGGAAAUAAGGGAAGUGUUUAGAGGCUCAUGGGCUACCAGGAGCUAGCCAGGUGCUACAGAUGAUUGCUUUUAAAAGCAAAAAGAAUCACCAAUGGGUAAGGCAGGCACGGUGCCACGCGUCUGUAAUCUCAGUGUUUGGGUAGCUGAAACAGGACUGACAUCAGUUUGAGACAAGCCUGGCAUACACAGUCUCAGUUUGGCCUGGGAUACAGAGUUGAGGUACUGUCUCCAAAAGUCCAAGUUAAUUCAUAAGACAAAGAAACAAAUUGCAAAGAUGUUAGAGAAAGCAAUAACUAUUCAAGAUAGGCAAAGGAGCUGGAGCAUGGGGGUUCCUGGGGACUGGGGAAGCAAAGAAAGAAAAACAGAAUAUUGAAAACUAUAACUCAAGAAUAUUUUACUGAAUUGCCAAAGAUCUGAGACUCCACACUUUAAAAAUAUAUCACAUGCCUGAGAAGAGUAACCCAAAACAGUGGGAUUACUAAGAUUUAAAAAGAAGAUAAAAAAUCUUGGGCUGUUGAGCUAGCCAGGGCUGCAGUAGGAAAGCAUAUACCUGAUAGAUUGAAUAACAAUAGGAAUUUCCUCUCUUGCAGUUGUAGAACCUGGCAAUCCAAAAUCAAGAUCUCAGCAGGGCUUGGUUUCAGGCCAGCCUCUGUCCUAGGCUUGCAGUUGCUGUCUUCUCCUUGUGUGUGCAUGACUGGUGCCCACACCUUCUUGUCAGGACACCUGUCAUAGUGGACUAGGGCCCCAUCUUCCUGACCCCCUGCAUCCCUAAUCACCACCUUAAAGAUUGUGUCUCCAGGGACAGUUAGGUUCAAAGUCUGGGCUUCAAUAUUGGUUUUGGUACAUAACAUGAACACUGUGUUUGUAUGUAUGCAUGUAUGCAUGCAUGCAGUGAAAAGACACACAGGAAGCAUAAGUAUAUAUAAAGAAACAUAGGACAUAUAGGAAAAAGCUAAAAAUUUUCAUAACAAUGUAUAACACAAAAAGAAAGCAAAAUAACGUAUUUAAGAUUUUCAAAAGAACGCAUGACCAAAAUUUUUAUAUUUAAAAACUAACUUUUAAGCAAAUGGGCCAUGGUAAGCUCUUAUCAGAAUGCCAGGACACAAGAAAUUCUCUUGCCAUGGACCUGGAGGAAGAGUCAACUGGGUAACAAGGUGUAGACAAGCAAGCUGCGUAGGAGACCCCUGAGGCUGUGGUGGUUAGGUGUGUAAAUAGACAGGUGGAGAGGGAUAGACAGGCAGCCAUAACCAUGAGUGCUGAAAGGGAUAGUAGGGUGGGUGUGAGCUAGAAGCCAUGACCAACAGUGCAACUACUGUAACAGCAGGAGGAAGAAGGGAGAUGAGGGGAAUGUGCAAAAAAUAAAAAUGCUUUCAUUGUUCAUAAUGGUAGCAAUACUGUUAUGAUUCUCCUUGGCUGUUGUGUGCUUAUUGUGACACAACGGUGUGCAUAUUCCAUAAUAUACACACAAAAUCCAGAAAAGUCUUUCCUUAUGUCCGGUAUCUGAGAAUUAAAAUCUCAAGUGUAGAGGAAAGGAGGUCCCAAUAGGAUCAAGAAGACAAGUUUUAUAGACUCUAAUUUGAACCAAGCUCAUGACACAUUUACAACACGUGUAUAAAAUAUUACACCUAUGUAUAACAAGAAACAUGUGUAACAUCCAGCUUUGUCCACAUACUGAAUAUCCAUCAGUGCCCAAGUUGUAAUCCAAAGAAAACUAUUGCAGGACUCUAAGAAAUGGCUAAUUGUACAUUUGCUACGAGUAUGAGUUUGGAACAUCUUGUCACAACAAAUUGAACGGCAUCAAAGACGACUGAGUGGUGUCUAAAAUCUCUGCGGAUCUGCCGAAGGAGGCCCCUACCAGGUACAGUUUAAGCACUUUCCAUCUCCCUCUGAGUGGGUACUGGCAGAGCACUUACCUAGCAUGACCAAGGACCAGGAUUCCAUCACCAGCAAGGUCUGGGGGAGGCUCAGUGUCAAGGACUGCUGCAGUCCAACAAAGGAGAAGAGUCAGACAGCAUACCUCCAAGAGUCUUGACAAAGGCCUUGAAUCUGUAUGAUCCCACUGGUGAGCUCAGCACCCAUUUCUAGGAAACAUAGAGAACCAACAGUGACACUGGAGAAUAUUUGAAACCAACUAAUGACACAUCUUCCUAGAAUUGAGAAAUCACCAUGUCAUACCAAGCAAGAUGGUAAAAAGUGAAUUCAUAUAUAGCUAUCGUUUAGAGCCAUAGUACAUAUCAUCAAAGACAAAGUAAAAAAGCUCCUGGAUUAGGCUGAUUGUAUUCUUCUAAGAGUAGGCCGGAAACAGGGAGAAAAUGGAUCUCUUCAAUGUACUAGACAGUAUUACUAGAUCUGGAAUUGUGAAUUCAAUGGUAGUAACUCCUAAACAUAAGGUGGAAUAGACAUUUUCAGAUAAAUGAAAAAGAAUGAUUAACUUUACUUUUUUCUUGUAUAUAUUUGUAUACAUGUAUGCAUACAUACUCAUAAGUACACACACACAUACGUGGGUAUGUGUUAAGCAUGUACACAGAUAUGCUUGUGUAUGUGAAGCCAGGGAUUGACCUGGGGUGGCUAUGUCAAUUACUCUCUACCCUAAUUUUUUGAGAGGUUUAGCCUCUCACUGAGCCUGGAGCUCACCAAGUAGCCACUGUGGCUACACAGCAAGCUCCUGGGAUCCCCCUGUCUCCACCUCCCCACUCUUGAGUCACCUCCCCAGAACCUUGCAUGAAGUAGACCAUGAAAUAGAUACAAAGUAAUCUAAAGAAAUAUGGCUUAUAUCUUCAAAAAAUCUGUAAAGAUAAAAGAAGGAAACACAAGAGCAGAUCAAAGGUUAUUCAACAUGGUCCUGAGGAAAAGAAAGAUGUGAGAUUCGUUGAGGUUUUCCCUGCAAGCACAGAAUGUUGGACUACAAGAAGAGCGAAUGGCUAGUGUUUUGAUAAACUCUUCAGGCUCACUCGUGUGUGUGUGUGUGUGUGUGUGUGUGCGCGUGUGUGCUUUCAACCCAGUUAUCUACAGUUCCCUUCUGCUCUUUCUUUGCUCAUAUUUUGGCAAACAAUUUGUUUUCACCUCCUGGAUAGUAAGCUUCACAAGAGGUUCCUAUUUCCCUGGCUCCAGUGAGCAGCCACAAGGCGUCACGAUGAAUGUUGGAAUCUUCUGGCCUGCCGGGUGCUGCAGUUGCCGACAGAGUAGCUCUAGACUCUGAGUAGAGCAAUCUGGAAAGAAAGAGGGGGAAAAAAAAAACCCACUCACGUCUCACUGGUUAAAAAAUACCAAUGGUCCCCAAAUUAUAGUGUGCCAUAUGAGUUUAUGAGGCGGGCAUUUGGAAGUCUACAAGAACCCUGACAAAGCUAGUAUUUGCUUUCUGAACUGACUGUUAUAUAACUAUUAUCCAUAGCAUAAUUGAGGUACAGUAGAUUUUUCAUGUUAUUCAUGCUCUGGAUUAUUCAUGUUUUUCAAGAUUUUUAGAGCGGACCUAGACCACAGGGUUCUGGGCAAUUCACCUAGACUUUAAGGUCUGUGCCCUCUUAUUUGCCAAAUCACGAGCCUUUGUCCUGAGCCAACCCCUGAGUGAGGGUGUGGGAAUGGGAAGACAGGCUCUACAGCGUGGAUGCUGUGUGGACUGGAGGAGGCUCCAGGGCCUCCACCCAGGAAGCAGGCCUUAUCUAUGCAGUACUAUUCUAACCUUUAGAGAGCUGAAGAACAGGAAAAGGCCAGGGAACAGGGUAGCUGCCUGGCCUGAAGGGCAGCCAGCCAGAGGGCAAUGAAGGAGCCCCAGAGGGCCGGAGGCUCAUGUCCUGGAGGAAGAGGAAAACAGACACAAGAUGGGCCACUGGUGCUAGAGACUGAAGGCUGUGAGGUGCUGUAAACUGUAUCUGCUAUAUCACUCCCCAUCCACCCAGGGUUCAAAUCACUGCUGCAACCUUCCAUUUUGAGCUCAAUGCUCCCAGUGUCAAGGAAGUUUUUAUUUUGGAGACCACUAGAAUGGCAUGAUUUGGGGAGAAGAGAGGAUUAAGAAAUGGAGUGAGGCCAGAGUGGCUAUGGAGAGAAGAAAAGACCUAAGAUCUGGGAGGAAUUGGAUUCCCAAAACGGGGAAGUAGCUCAGGACCUGGAGGACCACGGCUAGGAAGUGGAGGAGAAAGCUGUCAGCCAAAGAGCCACAGGCUCUGGGCCCAGGUCAUUUCUACAACAUCCAGGAAGUUCUUGUGGCAUUUGACACGCUAGAUUGGAAGUGAUGCAGACCCCUUGUCUGCUCCCCAUGUCCUCCGCAGAGGGAUAGGGUGAUCCUGUGCAUCUGCACUGUGCCGAGUCACUGUCUCUAGGGAGCUCUGCAGCUGUGUCUAGGAAAGUUAGCUGCCCAGACACAGGGUUCUCCAUAGAAGGUGCCAGCCAGUGCCCUCCUCAGAGGCAUGGGGGUGGCCGUUGCAUGUGGCAAAUCAACCAUCAAGAAGGCAUUGAGACCCAAAGGCCUCCUCAGCCCAAGAAGGAAUUGAGACCCAGAGGCCUCCUCAGCUCACCCAAAAUCAGAGCUGUAGUCGCCCUGGGGUAGAGACACAGGAAAGAUGACUGUAAUGGAAUUGCUGUCCUACCACAGCAAAGCCCCUGUCCUCUUCUGAAUAUCAAUCUGUGGGCAUCCCAGCAUUGAUGCCUACUAAAGCUGGUUUCACCCAACUUGCCCAUGUCUGUGGAGUCUAAGGCAGUGGUUAAGUGGCCACAUGUUACCCCAGAAGUUGGCUUCUCUUUUAAUUUCAAGGCAUAAGUGAGGAACAGAAAGUCGACUGGAAGCAUCAUUCUUUCCCGUGCAGUUGCAGUACCAUCCUCAGCUUGGCAUCAUCAACUGUGAGUGGCACAGAAUGCUCCCUGUGUCUAUUGUUCCAAAGAGAAGCACAGAGAUCCAGCAGUUGAGUUUCAGUUAUCCACCACCAGCCGUGAUCUAGAAAUAUUAAGGGAAAAUUCUAGCAAUAAACGAUGUAUAAGCUUUAAAUUGUAUACCAUUCUAAGUAGUAUGCUGAAAUCUCCCACUGUCCCGCUCUGCCCCGAGCAAGGUGAGAAUUUGCCCUGGCCCAGCGUAUCCUCAGUGUAUACUGUCAGUCACUGCCUGUCAGUCACUCUGGUAGCUCUCAAUUACGAGAUAAGCUCCUGUGAUAUGGUAGUGCUGUGUUCAAAGAACCUUGUACAGUUCUGAUGCUAUGCCACUUGCCUUGUUCUGCCUCAUGGGGUAUGUCCUCAUCUCACAUCCUCACGAGAAGGGUGAAUACAGUGCAUACAUUUACUAAAAGAGGAGCUGGGGAGAUAACCCAGUGUGGGAAGGUGCUUUCUGCCUGGCCUGCCGUCCUUCCCGUUCCUGGUACCUACAUGAUGAAAGGAGAGAGCCAGCAGGUGUCCUCUGGAAGCUGGAGAGACUCAGUGGCUAGGAGCAUGUGUUGCCCUUGUAGAGGACCCAGGUUCAGUUCCCAGCACCCACAUGGCAACUCACAACUAACUGUAACUCCAUUUUCAGAGGAUGUGACACCCUCUUCAGCCUUCCAUGGGCACCAGGCAUUCACAUGUCAUGCAUGAACACAGGCAGUCAAACACUCAUACAUAUAUGAUAAAAACAAGUUGUUUAUUUUAAGGAAAGUUGUUCUUGGAGGAGCCUAUGCCUGAGAUGUAAAUUGAAUUAAUGAAUAAUAAAAGAAAGUUGUUCUCUGACCUGCAUACACGCACACAUAAAUGUUUUCAAAAUAUAUUUGAGAUUAUAUUGUUAUAAUUAUUCUUCUAUCAUUAAUCUCUUAACUGUGCCCAAUUUAUAGA
Messenger RNA from Meriones unguiculatus (Mongolian gerbil), 13344 nucleotides. It is a transcript of the gene Mcph1, whose product is annotated as microcephalin 1. NCBI's taxonomy places the organism in Eukaryota, Metazoa, Chordata, Mammalia, Rodentia, Muridae. The transcript is spliced from 14 exons. Gene Ontology annotation, biological process: mitotic cell cycle; cerebral cortex development. Bases 379 to 2916 code for a protein of 845 amino acids. The record is from RefSeq and is a predicted model, not a curated record.